AUGGAGAAGUUUUUCCAGAGCUUACUGCUUCUCGCUGUUCUUUCCUUCUCGGCUGUCUCGGCGAGCAGCUCUUGGACACCUUGUGAUCAUCGCCCUCGUGAGAUCACUCUCCAAGACGUGAAAGUUGUCCCAGAUCCUGCGAUUACUGGCGAAGACGUCGAGUUCCAAGUGACUGGUUCAUCAAGUGCUAGAUUGGCGUCGGGAAAGCUUGCGAUCACAGUCUACUUCCAUGGAAUCUUUGUGCACAGGGAAAUCUACGAUCUGUGCCAGAAAACAAGCUGUCCAGUGGAAGCAGGAAACUUUGUGCUCAAGAGCUCCCAAAACUUGCCAUCGGUCACGCCAUCGGGAGCGUAUCGAUUGAAGCUCGAGAUGUUAGACCCCAAGAACAAACUCCUCGCUUGCGCGAUGGUCAAUUUCGAUAUUGUAAGACCAAAUCCACUCGCCGAUCAAUGAGAAAGGAUUUAAUUCUAGCC
Molecule: messenger RNA, 473 nt
Organism: Selaginella moellendorffii
Lineage: Eukaryota; Viridiplantae; Streptophyta; Lycopodiopsida; Selaginellales; Selaginellaceae
Product: putative phosphatidylglycerol/phosphatidylinositol transfer protein DDB_G0282179
Exons: 4
Coding region: 1-453 (150 amino acids)
Biological process (GO): sterol transport
Molecular function (GO): sterol binding
Source: RefSeq, a predicted model, not a curated record